AUGGUCGGUGCCAGCGAGUUCCGCGGCGGAGGCCGCCUCGCCGCGCUCGGGGCCCUGCUGCUCGCCGGCGUGCGCCCCGCCGGCGCCGACCUGCCGGUGCACUGCCUGCUGCGGGACGCCGCCGGCGAGUGGGACUUCCACGUCGGCCCCUCGCCGCCCCGCCUGCCUUCCCCGACGCCGCGGCGACGCUGCCGGCCUGCGGCCACCACGUCCCGAACACGGCGCUCUCCAUGCUGUCCCUGGACAGGGCCCGCGCCGUGCACGGCGCUGGAGAGACCGUGUCCAUCCGGCUCACCGAGGCCAUCAAGGAGAGCAACCGGACAGGCACUUGCAGGCAGUGUCCAGCGAAGGCGAGGAAGGUCGGUGGACCAUGGUGUUCGACGAGGGCUUCGAGGUCCGCAUGAGCGGAGGCCUGUCGUUCUUCGCGCACUUCAGGUUCGAGGCUCUCCAGGGCACCUCCCCGGAGAACGGCGACCGAUGGUCCGACAUCGCCAGGUACUUCGGCCGCAGCCCCGAGGGUAUAAAGAUAGAGCCCCAGGGCGACACCUACGCGUCCUAUUGCAACGAGACCUCAUCUGGCUGGUGGCAUCGGCGAGGGACAUGACCGGGGGCGAGCUGGAGAGCGGCUGCUUCUGGGCGGCGAAGCGGCAGGAGGGCGGCGGCGCGGCCCCGCCCGUGAGCGUGGUGCGCCUGGCCGGCCCCGGGGGCCCCAAGGCGGCGUCCAUGGCCGUCCGGGCCUCCAGGGCGCACGCGGCCGCGGGCGUCUGGGAGAUCGCGGACCUGCGCGGCCCCGAUGCCAAGGCCAAGACGUCAGACAUGAAACAAAAGAGGAACGUCUCCGCGGGCGACGCGGGGGCCCUGCCGAAGUCCUGGGACUGGCGGAAGGAGCUGGCGGGCAUGCACGCGGGCGAGGCGGACGACCUGUCCGAGCAGUUCAGCCAGGGCAACUGCGGUUCGUGCUACGCCUUCUCGGGCGCCCAGGUCCUACAGAUGCGCUUCCGCAUCCGACUGCUGCGGGAGCACGGGGUCCUGUACCCGCUGGAGCUCUCCUGGCGGAGCGCGACGCGGUGCAGCCCCUACACCGAGGGCUGCAACGGGGGGUUCGCCUACCUCGCGUUCAAGCAGGCGGCCGAGACCGGCUUGCCGCUGGCGGAGUGCGAUGCGAGCAUCCCUCCCGAGAAGCUGGACGACUCUUGUGACUGGUCCUGCUACAGGAACAACGACAUGCUCUUCUACGCGAAAGACUAUGGGCAGACGGGGGGGUUCGCGCAAGGCGCGACGGAGGAGGCAAUCAUGCGCGAGAUCUACCUGAACGGCCCUGUAAUCAUGUCGUUCUCGACCUCGGCCGCGCUCGAGUUCAUCUACAACAACGGCGUGAGCUACCGCAACACCACCGAGGUCAUGACGCUCUUCAAGAACGAGAAGGUCCCCCAGGAGCCAGCCUCGUCGAACCCGCGGAUCCUCCCCUGGCGGUACACGACCCACUCGAUCCUGUGCGUCGGCUUCGGCGAGGAGGCGGACGCGCGGAGCGGCCACGUGCAGAAGUACUGGAUCGUGCGGAACAGCUGGGGGCAGGACUGGGGCCUCCAGGGCUACGCGCUCAUGCGGCGCGGCAACAACGCGCACGCGGUGUACGUGCCGGGCCACCGCAAGGAGGGAGCUGGCGACGAGCGCGUCAGCUCCGUCCACCCCGUGGAGCUCGGCGGCGGGGAGACCGAGGCCCCGCUCCUGGGAGGACCCUUUAAAGGGAACGUCGCGGUCGCAGGCGACGACCUGGACCAGCGGAUGGUCGCCAAGGUGGCUGACGAGCACCGCCUCGGUGUCGUCCCCGCCAGCAGGCCGAGCGUCUCGCAGCAGCUCGGUGGCACCGCGGCCGACGUGCGGCCGGGCCACGGCCCGGUCCACGCAGGGCAGCGAUGCUACGCCAGAGUCGGCGGCGAGCGGGUCCCGGUCUGGGAUGGAGCAGGCUGCGCGCACCUCGCCUGGAUCAUCCAGGGUGGCCGCCCCGCCAACGGCGCAGUCGGCGACGACGCCCCCGCGGGGAGCGGCACCCAGGGUGGCAGUGGCAACGGGGACGGACCCUCCGGCAGCGCUUGGAGACAUUCGUCAUACUGGCACAGCACCUCGGCCGCGAGCGCCCACAGCUGGGAGAACGACCCCGCCUACCACCGGCGCGGCUGGAACGCCCCGCACGACGGCCUCUACUCGAGCGCUUCGCCGUGCGCCUCGCCGGUGCCGCCCCCGGGCGGCCGUUGGCUGCGCCGCGAGUUGGGCGAGGUCGGCGGCGGGCGCGGCGGCCCCGCGGCCGAGUGCGCCGGGGGCGACCCCGCGACGGCGCCGCACGGCGGCGGCGCCGCGCCGGCGGCGGCGGGCCGCCCGCUCGCCGCCGGGGGCUCCGCGGGGCGCCCCGCCCGCUCGCCGCCGCGGAGCCCCGGCGGUCGGGGCGGCGCCUCGGCCGAGAGCGAGGCGGACAGCUCCACGCAGUGCUCCACCAUCAGCCCGGCGCCGGCCCGCGGCGCCGCCUCGCUGCGCUCGCGGAGGUCCGUCCCGCAGCUGGGCGGCGCGUGGUACAGGACCAGGCAGACUGGCCGCGCUCGCAGAACCCAGGAGCAUUACGCGGACCAUGAUUGGGGCGGGGUGAAGAUCGUGAGGCGGUUCACGUGGUCGCCCUCGUUUUCCGCAGCAAUCUUAGCCAAGGGCGGCGCCAGUUGCGAGUCUGGGGCCCUCAGGCCAGAUCGUUACGGCCUCGCCCUCUCCAGCAUCCAGAGCGCACGCGUUCGAACCAUGCCGAAUUACAGCUUCCAGAGCACGACGCUGCCCAACUGCAGCUUCCAGAACACGACGCUGCCCAAGGUCCUGAUGUCCGUGGGCACUGCCGCAUGCAUGUUCAGCAUCCAGAAGACUUUCCAGUGCGCGAUGUCAGAGCAGUUCGAGGCCCCCGCGUUCCCCAAGGGCCAGAAGCACCCACGGUACCAUGCGUUCCGGGGAGGCUCACUGGCCGUCGCGGUGGUCGCUGGGCUCAACCUGGGCAUCCACGCGCCGGCGGCAGAGAAGAGCGGUACGCUGUGGAACACGCUGGCCGUUCUGGCCGCGGGCUACUUCGGCGGCUGGUGGUACCCGAGGCCCCUCCUUGGGCUGGCGACCCCCUCGUGGACGGCGGAGAGCGUCCACCUCGUCGCGGCCGCGUGCUGCUGCAGCGCGCUACUGCUCGCCAGACCUGCCUUCCGCCGGUGA
Prorocentrum cordatum is the source of this 3234-nucleotide messenger RNA. Lineage: Eukaryota; Dinophyceae; Prorocentrales; Prorocentraceae. The record is from the annotation of a GenBank genome assembly.